UGUGCCAAAUCAUUCACCCCUCACCACAACCGAAUGAGCUAAGGAUUCUCAUUAUAUAUAGUUUAUGGAGAGGGAAGUGCAGACAUAAAGAGGUGAAUUGUCUUACCCAGAUCACACAGCUGAUAAGUGGUGGAGGCAGAAUAGAAUCUAAACAGUGUGGCUCCGGAGCCCACAUGCAUUGAUUCGACAAGUGUUUAUUGAGCACCUGCCACGGACAAGGCCUUGUGUGAUUAAAUAGGGUUAUAAUUAGUAAUAUAAAAAUGAGAAAUCACUAAUGCUUUUUAGACUUAACAUUUUCUUUUUUUGUAGGUUUCAGGCACAGAACUGUAUAUCCAAUAAUAGUGAAAUGGAUCCCACUAAUUAUGACAGAAAUGAUGAUACAUUUAAAUGACUUGGAUGUUUUAUAGGUAUGAUCUCGUGAAACCUUGAGAGAAACUGAAUGACGAAUGAAACUAUUGUUCCUGUUUCACACAGAAGAAAACUGAGUUCCUGUCGCAUGACCAGAGCCAGCUCACCAAGGAGCUGCAGCAGCAUGUAAAGUCAGUGACAUGCCCAUGCGAGUACCUGAGGAAGAUGAUCCUACACCUGCCACCUCCGAUGGAUCCACUGCCUCUGUGCCUGCCUGUACUGCUGAUGCUCCAGUGGAUAACUCAGCAUCCCAGCCUAGGCCCAAUGCCACUGAAGAUGGACCUGCACCCUGGGGACCCAGGAGUCCUACCACUCAGCUGUCCCCAGGAGUGCCCAGACCCUCAUUCUUAUCCAGGACCUAGGAGCCCUACCCCUGGCCUUCCCUCAUCAGCCGUAAAUGAUGAUUUACUGCUGUUACCAUCAUCACUGCCUUCAGUGACCAAGGGCCUUCCAAGGUGCCAGCUCUGGAACGAAAGAUGCCCUUGGGAGGUGAUGACACUCAGGUACACGGGUGCUCAACAGAUUGCUUCCUCCUAUCCUCAGACGGUCUUUGCAUGCAUGCAGCCAUUGGCACUCCCAUUGUAUGGAAGGAAACCAGCCCAGGGUCACACAGCUGGUCAGCAGCAACAUAGCUGGUCUCAAAUCUAAGGUGCCUGGCCAUGCCUCCAUGAGGGACCGCCUGCAAGGGAGGUUGAUCCUGGCUUUGGGGAGCCUUUCCUGGGCUGCACGAAUAACCUCCAUUGUUCGAGACCCCAAACUCUGCUCACAUCUUCCUUUCCCUGUCUCUGCUUGGGCUAUGAUCACGGUGACUCUAGCAACCCUUCAUGGACAUUAUAGUACUCUCUGCCAUUCACUUUUGGUCUAAUCUGACUUCAACCCCCACUUACUUGGUCUCUCCUUUUACAACCAACACAACCGAAAUCUAGGGCUUUUUUUUUUUUUUUUCUUUUUGAGACAGAGUCUCAUUCCAUUCUGUUACCCAGGCUGGAGUGCAAUGGUACGAUCUCGGCUCACUGCAACCUCCGCCUCCCGGGUCCAAGGGAUUGUCCUGCCUCAGCCUCCUGAGUAGCUGGGAUUACAGGCGGGUGCCACCAUGCCUGGCUAAUUUUUGUAUUUUUAGUAGAGACAGGGUUUCACCAUGUUGGUCAGGCUGGUCUCGAACUCCUAACCUCGUGAUCCGCCUGCCUCAGCCUCCCAAAGUGCUGGGAUUACAGGCGUGAGCCACCAUGCCCAGCCAAAUCUAGGGCUGGAACAUGGCUGCAGCAUAUAAAUAGAAUUGAAUUCCAUAGUUUUGUUAACCCUGUUUUUUGUUUGUUUGUAGUUGUUGCUGUUUUUGAGACAAGAGUCUCUCUCUGUCGCCUAGUCUGGAGUGCAGUGGUGCAAUCUCGGCUCACUGCAGACUCUGCCUCCCGGGUUCAAACUAUUCUCCUGCCUCAGCCUCCCAAGUAGGUGGGACUAAGGCGCCCACCACCACACCCGGCUAAUUUUUAUAUUUUAUUAGAGACAGGGUUUCACCAUAUUGGCCAGGCUGGUCUGGAACUCCUGACCUUGUGAUCCGCCGACCUCGGCCUCCCAAAGUGCUGGGAUUACAGGCGUGAGCCACCACACCCAGCCCCUGUUUUGUUUUUGUUUUGCUUGUUUCUUAGGGUUGUUUUUCUAUUUAUGGUAAAGGCAUUGGCUUUCCAUUUGUAGCAUCAAUAGAAUAUUUCCUGUUUACAAUAACCUUAUGUCAUAGUAAAUGGUAAAGGGAUUUAAAGCAGUGGUUUUCAGCUCCCAGAGGCCUGAGUGAGUUUGGGCACACUCUGUGUGAUCAGGCAGAAGGCCUGUGGGAAGUUUAGCUGAGGACAGGGCCAGGAAAGGUGAUGGACAGUGGGGGUCUGUCCUGGUCACCAGACCCCUGCGUCCUGCCCACCUGCUUGGAGCUCCCCACCCAUCACACAUGAUGCUGCCAAGCCCUCUGGGUAUUGUGGGCAAAUACCUUAGGAGAGAAGCUGAUGAACUUUGUUUCUUGAAAUGCACAGAUUCCUUGGACAUCCCUGAGAGGUCAAUCAUGAAGGUCAACUUGGUUUUCUCCCCCUCAUUUGGGUUCAGAAUUUAAAGUCCACACACACAGGCAGUAAGAUGAUUAUAGAUAAGGACAUCAUCACUCGGUUUCGGAUGUUAAAAUGUCUAGGUGGGUUAGGGGUGAUUUGAGAUCACACAACCUUGUGCCACAAAGAGGAAUUCCCAGGCCAGAGGGAGACAUUUUAUUGCCAUGUUAUGAUCUUAUCAUUGAGUUGAAAGGCAAUCUUGUUUCAUUUUGGAUUCUUUCUUAUGUUUAUGUCUUAUAAGGGCACUUUGAAUUUCCAAGCAAAUAAUAAUUUUGAAUUAGCUUUUAAUCAUUGACUUCUAGCACAGUUAUAUGAUCAGAAACGUGCUGUGUGAUUUGAUUGCUCUCAAAUAUAUUGAGAUUUGCUGGAACAAAAUAAGUCAGGUUAAUUUUUGUAAAUGUACCAUGCAUGCUUAAAAUGAAUGUAUCUACAUUUGUUCCUGAGAUACAGGUUGAUGGACGGAUGGCUACAUGGAUGUGAUGGAGAUGGUUUACUAUCGGGACCUUCCGCAUCCUGCUGAUGUUUUGUUGCUUAGGAUAUGAAUGGCUGAGCGGAGGCUGUAAAACCUGGCACUCUGCUUGGGUAUGAGGUUCUUCCUGCCAUCCUGCCAUCAUUUGUUUUUUAUGUUUUGUCGCCAAAAGUGACCUUGAGGAACCCUGGGAGCUCAGGAAGGAAGGAGCGCCCAGAAGCAGGGACAGGGAGCUGGUUGGGGAGGACCAGAAAUCAGGGCACCCUGAAAGGAUCAUGACAUGCGGCUGCGCUUUUGGCUCCUCAUUUGGCUCCUGCUGGGAUUUAUCAGCCAUCAGCCCACCCCUGUUAUCAAUAGUCUGGCUGUCUAUCGUCAUCGUGAGACUGACUUUGGUGUAGGAGUUCGAGACCACCCUGGCCAACAUGGCAAAACCCCAUCUCCACAAAAAUUGGAUAAUUUGAUAAUUAUCAUUAUUGGGUUUCUGAGACGUUACACAUUUAACAUUCUCUUCUGCACAAGUUGCCUUUGUGUGUCUUUCCUGAAGACUAUCUUCUGGUCUCGAAAUGGACAUGAUGGAUCCAUGGAUGUACAGCAGAGAGCCUGGAGGUCCAACCGCAGUAGACAGAAAGGGCUGAGGUCCAUUUGUAUGCACACAAAGAAAAGAGUUUCUUCCUUUCGAGGAAAUAAAAUUGGCCUGAAAGACGUCAUUACUCUACGGAGGCAUGUGGAAACAAAAGUUAGAGCUAAAAUCCGUAAGAGGAAGGUGACAACGAAAAUCAACCGUCAUGACAAAAUCAAUGGAAAGAGGAAGACCGCCAGAAAACAGAAAAUGUUUCAACGUGCGCAAGAGUUGCGGCGGCGGGCAGAGGACUACCACAAAUGCAAAAUCCCCCCUUCUGCAAGAAAGCCUCUUUGCAACUGGGUCAGAAUGGUGGCAGCGGAGCAUCGUCAUUCUUCAGGAUUGCCCUACUGGCCCUACCUCACAGCUGAAACUUUAAAAAACAGGAUGGGCCGCCAGCCACCUCCUCCAACUCAACAACAUUCUAUAACUGAUAACUCCCUGAGCCUCAAGACACCUACUGAGUGUCUGCUCACUCCCCUUCCACCCUCAGUGGAUGAUAAUAUCAAGGAGUGUCCUCUUGCUCCUCUUCCACCCUCUCCUCUUCCACCCUCAGUGGAUGAUAAUCUGAAGGAAUGUCUCUUUGUCCCGCUUCCACCCUCUCCUCUUCCACCCUCAGUGGAUGAUAAUCUCAAGACUCCUCCCUUAGCUACUCAGGAGGCCGAGGUGGAAAAACCACCCAAACCCAAGAGGUGGAGGGUGGAUGAGGUGGAACAAUCACCGAAACCCAAGAGGCGGAGGGUGGAUGAGGUGGAACAAUCGCCCAAGCCCAAGAGGCAGAGGGAGGCCGAGGCACAACAAUUACCCAAACCCAAGAGGCGGAGGUUGAGUAAGCUGAGAACACGCCAUUGCACUCAAGCCUGGGCAAUAAGAAUAAAUCCGUAGGUCGAAAAAAAGAAAAAAAUCAAAAAACAAAACAAAACCCACGCUCCAAAAACAAACUAACGAAGAAUAAAUAAAUAAUAUAAAAAUAAA
Homo sapiens (human) is the source of this 4561-nucleotide messenger RNA. It is a transcript of the gene NPIPB6, whose product is annotated as nuclear pore complex interacting protein family member B6. The transcript is spliced from 10 exons. The record is from RefSeq and is a predicted model, not a curated record. NCBI's taxonomy places the organism in Eukaryota, Metazoa, Chordata, Mammalia, Primates, Hominidae. The coding region runs from base 3248 to 4471 and encodes 407 amino acids.